CAGUCGCGAGCAGAGUUCAAACAGCCCCACCGUCACAGACUAAACUCUGCUUGUUUUGUCGACAAAAUGCACAGAUUAAAGAUAAUCUCGGGACACUUGGGUGCCUCCGGUCCCUCAGGGUCCAGACGGGAUUUACGGAGGGCGGAGUGCGGCUCAGCAGCCGGCAGGAGUCCGGAGGACGUGGUGGUGGUUCAUGGACUCAGGACUGCUAUCGGGAAAGCUAAGAGAGGAGCGUUAAAGGACACAACGCCUGACGAGCUGCUGAGUGCAGUGAUGACAGCUGUGCUGAAAGAUGUUGGACUGCCACCCAACAAGCUGGGGGACAUUUGUGUGGGUAAUGUUCUGCAGCCUGGUGCCGGUGCUCUGAUGGCCCGAGUGGCUCACUUCCUCAGUGGGUUUCCAGAGACGGUGCCGGUCUACACUGUGAACAGACAGUGUUCCUCUGGACUGCAGGCUCUGUUUAACAUAGCAGGAGCCAUCAGGAGCAGAUCCAUUGACCUGGGCCUCGCAUGUGGUGUGGAGAGCAUGUCCCUGCGUUCUAUAGGUAAUCCAGGAGAUUUGAGCUCCAGGCUGAUGGACAACGACAAGGCCAGAGACUGCAUCAUCCCGAUGGGCAUCACAUCAGAGAACGUCGCGGAGCGGUUCGGAGUCUCCAGAGAAAAACAGGACGCCUUCGCUCUCAGUUCUCAGCAGAAAGCUGCCCGGGCGCAGAGCUCGGGUCUCUUCCAGCAGGAGAUCGUUCCCAUCACCACCAAGUUGGUAGACAACGACGGUAAAGAGCGGCAGGUGACGGUCGCUAAGGACGAUGGCAUCAGAGCAGGAACCACUCUGGCGGGACUCAGUAAACUUCAGCCAGCCUUCAGACCUGACGGCAGCACCACAGCAGGUAACUCCAGCCAGGUGAGCGACGGAGCAGCGGCCGUGCUGAUUGGUCGCCGGUCUGCAGUUGAGGCUCUGGGUCUGCCGGUCCUGGGGGUCCUGAGGGCCAGUGCAGUAGUGGGGGUCCCUCCUGAUAUUAUGGGUAUUGGACCGGCGUUCGCCAUCCCUGCAGCUCUGGAGCAGGCUGGACUGACUGUGGCUGAUAUCGAUGUGUUUGAAAUCAACGAGGCCUUCGCCAGUCAGGCGGUGUACUGUGUGGAGAAGCUGGGAAUCCCGUUGGAGAAGGUGAAUCCUAACGGAGGAGCCAUCGCUCUGGGUCAUCCUCUGGGCUGCACCGGAGCUCGACAGGUGGUGACGCUGCUCAACGAGCUCAGACGCAGAGGAAAGAGGGCGUUCGGCGUCGUGUCCAUGUGCAUCGGUACCGGGAUGGGAGCUGCUGCUGUCUUUGAAUACCCCGGACCAUAGGAGGAGACCACCAAUCACUGGUCAACAUGAUGGAUAAUCUGUAAAUGUCUACCUGAGGUAAUCUGCCUGAGAUUAGAUAUACUGGGAGUAGAAGACGUGUGUGAUCUGGACAGAAAAAAUCAUCGCAGAUCGUGAUCUAAACUGUGAUGUUUUCUCUAAAUUUUGAAAUUCUCACGCAUCUUGUGAUUAAAACCUUACUUUGAAGGUGUAAACAGAAGCUAGAAGAUAACAAAGUACCACUUUUCAAGUGCUCAGAAUUCAAAUAGUAAAAAAUGUAACCUUCUCAAUCACGGAUGUUUAUUUUUGGCACAAGCUCCUCAUCCUUCCAUGCUGCUGUUUACCCGAGGAAGAGGCCAUUAAAUACCGCUAUCUCUACAAUUCGCCUGAAAAGUAGACCGUGGACGCCUUCAAGAUCAAUCAGAAUGUAAAAUCAUCCGAUCGGCCGCCCCCCAGCCAAGAGUCUGUGAUGUUUAUACAGCAUGGCGACCAAUUAAAAAAGACCAGGAAUUAAAUACUUACGCAGGCCGUCAGAGUUUUACUAAUUCCAGAAAAACGUGGCUGGAAUUUGGUCUGUGCCUUCUGAUGAGAGAGCAGCUUAAAGGGCCGCCUCACCGUGUUUAUGGUUCGAACGGUCAGGUGAGCAUAUGAACACCUUAACCUCUUGCUUCCUCUUGCUCCUUAAUGUGAUUUCAGUGUCAGUGAUGGGGGACAAACUCCUCAGUUAUGUAAAGCUAACAUGAGGCUUCAGUCUGAGCGAGACAGUUCAAACAGAUGUCUAGUGCAGUUACAGCAUUCUUUGGCAGAUUUCCACUUGAUUUGUCUAAUUCAGACCAUCUGAAGCCACAUUUCAGUAUCAGAUAGACUUGUGAAUACAUUUUUACAGAAUGAGGACUGUGGAUUUUGUUAGAGCAAGAAAAACCUUUUUCAGUGUUCACAUGGUCACAUGACUGUUCUUCCAAGACUGAUUUGAAUAACUGUGAAUAGAGAUGCAUGAUAUUGGGUUUGAGUCAAUAUUUCCCAACUCAUUUUGGCUGAUAUAUGAACAUAUUUUGUUCCACCUCACUGCAGAGAUCAUCCAGUCUGUACGGUAGUGGAAUGAACAUAUUAUUAAGUCCGCUCUUGUCAUGAUGGCCCACUGGCAGAUGCAGACAAACUACAGUGCCUUUCAAAACGCACACAAUCACAGGAAAACUGCUGCUGUUUCUCUUUGUUCUUCACAAAUUUUAUCAUAAUGAUCAGGACCAAGGCUCUUAAGAUGGACAGUUCGUUUUGUAGUGUUGAAGGAAUGUGAAUUGGCUCCUCGUCACAUGACUGACGCUGCAGAUAGCGACUUUGUUUCAGAUGCUUGAAAAAACCUCCGCCCCCCAGAAAUACUUUCACCACGUGUAUAAUUAAAGCGUUAUCAGGCUGAUACCGAUAUUUAAUUCUAAAGCCUUUACUGGGCAAUACUGAUAUCGUGCGUUAUCGUGAACUUGUCCUUUAACAGCAUGUUGCAGUACAACCUGCCUGCUCUCCCACACCAGAAGCUAAAUGUAUUCACUACAUUAAUAACAGCUCAUAACUGCACAAAUGCUGUUCGAUUUAACAGAUAAGCCCAGCAGUGUUACAGAUCUGAACAGGGCUCCAGAGAGGUUUUAAUCAAUCUUUACAUUAAUCUCCCACUGAACUAUUGCUGCUGUGCUUUAGGUGUUAAUACAGUUCAAAUAUUUUAAGUGCCUUUGCUUCAUGCUGCUGAUCAAACCACUUCAGCAGUUUUUCCAGGACCAGAUUUAUCCUGCUUUAAUCAACCGUCCAACCUGUAUCUGCAACAAGUCCUGUCAGGUGUUAAACUGAUGGCUCCAGUGUCUGUGAAGCUCUGUUUCUAACUGAUGCGAUGUAGGCUAGUUUCUUCCACAGCAUACUGUCAGAUACAGUAAAGCAACAGGCUUUUAUUGUGAAACAGCUACAGGAAGUCAUUAAAUUAGCAGAGCUUUGUUAGCAGGGCUAGUCUUCAGUAAAAACAGGUGUGCAAAAUGAGAUAUGGACAUAUUCUGCGCAGGGAGGAAUACAGAGCUGCAGGUGAUAGGCUCAUACUGAGUUUUCUUUAGACUGUCAUCAAUGUAAAAAAAUGAAUGUUUACCCAGUCGAGCUGUCAGCUGUCACUGACGCUCAGCUCUUCUCUCGAGGCUGACAAAAAAAAACCUUGAUUUUUCGCUGCAUUGAUCAUGAAUUCAUGUGUAAAGAUCCUGAGUUUGAUUUCCUGGAAGUGUUUGAGGAUGUUAUGAAGCCAGCAUGAUCUGUCAAAUCUGAGACCAAACAGUAAUUCUGUUUGGAAAUUAAUUUGAUCUGUAGAUAAUGAGCCUCAUGCAAGAACAUUCUCUUAUUCAUAUCCUGAACGUUGUAUGAUUCAGGUUCAACAAACUGACUGGACAAACUUGAGCUUCAUUACUGACAUGAUCCUAGUCUUAGAAACUGUCUCAUAAAUCUGCCUGUUCUGCAGCUGUUUGUGGGAAGUCCUGCAGUCAGAGAUCUGCAAACAAAAACUAAUUAGCAGAGUCGGAAGUCAUAUUACAGCACUACUUUGUCGUUCAAAAUAUUUUUCAAAAGAUUAGAAAAUAUGCUGCCAAUGAUAUGACAUCAGAGCACUGCGAGAAAUAAAGAGGGAAAGGCAGGAAUGGCCCCAGUCUGAGAUUUGCUGAUACCAAAUCUGAUCUGAUCUUAAAAUGAAGCAGGAGAAACCUGAUGAUGCCACAAACAGUCUUAAUCGCUCAUAUGUGCCACAUAAGAAAUCUGUUCUUGCACAAGGUUCAGUCUGUCACUGUUUUCUGAAACUGCAAUGACUUUUAAAUAACUGUAGAGCUUUGUAAAACUGAGCUGUGAAGAAUGUCUUUACAAUAAUGAUUUUCUGUGUGUACAAAUAAAACAUUUCAAUGUGAUC
Messenger RNA from Chelmon rostratus (copperband butterflyfish), 4261 nucleotides. It is a transcript of the gene acaa1, whose product is annotated as acetyl-CoA acyltransferase 1. Bases 67 to 1344 code for a protein of 425 amino acids. The record is from RefSeq and is a predicted model, not a curated record. Gene Ontology annotation, biological process: phenylacetate catabolic process; fatty acid beta-oxidation. NCBI's taxonomy places the organism in Eukaryota, Metazoa, Chordata, Actinopteri, Chaetodontiformes, Chaetodontidae. Gene Ontology annotation, molecular function: acetyl-CoA C-acyltransferase activity. The transcript has 12 exons. Gene Ontology annotation, cellular component: peroxisome.